AUGGUGGGGGAUAUUAAUCUGAGAGUAAAGGAGGCUGAAAUGGAAGUGAAUUAUAUGGAGACUAGGCUUGAAAACAAUCCUGAUACUGGAAAACAUUUAUUGUUGGCUAAUGAAAAGCUUAUGAAUGCAAUUUCACAAAAUUCCAUUUGGGCUAAAGUUUUGAAAGGAAAGUACUGCAAAGAUCUACAUCCUUCUCUUGUGACUAAUAGAUUGGGGGAUUCAGAUUCUAGAUUGGGGGAUUCAAGAACUUGGAAGAACAUGCUGAAGAUGAGAACUAAGUCUGAACAACUUUUCAUUUGGGAUAUAGGGGAAGGCAGACUCAAUGUGGCUGACCUUUGGUCUGAUGGUGAAUGGAACCAACAAGCUCUUCAGAACAUCCUUGAUAAUAGAUUACUCAAUAUUAUCCUGAAGAAACCUAUUGACAGAUCCAAGAAGGACAAACUUAUUGUGAAGAAAAAGGUUUCCCAAACUUUUUCAGCUUCCAUAGCUAAUUUCUUCUUUCCUCAACAGGAGGUUUCCUGGGCUAAUUGUGUUUGGAACAAGUUCCUCUCUCCUUCCAUGGCCUUCUUCUCUUGGAAAUUAUUCUAUGGUUUCAUUCCCACUGAUGAUAUUUUAAAAAUAAAAGGCUUGAGAGGCCCUUCAAGAUGCUGCCUGUGUAAAACUGAAGAGGAAUCCCUCCACCAUUUGUUCUUCGAAUGCUCUAAUGUUCAGCAAUUUUGGAACCUCUUGUUACCUAAACUGAAACUAAAUACGAUUUAG
This is a messenger RNA of Phalaenopsis equestris, 759 nucleotides long. RefSeq lists its product as uncharacterized. The record is from RefSeq and is a predicted model, not a curated record. The transcript is spliced from 3 exons. Bases 1 to 759 code for a protein of 252 amino acids. NCBI's taxonomy places the organism in Eukaryota, Viridiplantae, Streptophyta, Magnoliopsida, Asparagales, Orchidaceae.